GUUGUACGUCUUGCACGAGGACAAACUGUAUCCUUCGAAGAAUCAGAUGAAGAAUAUUACCCCUAUUUUACAAUAUUUGCAUUACAAAUUCUGGUGAUAGAUAGUAUUCAGCAUUCGUUUGUUUUGGUUCGGGAUUAUCAAAUGUAAAAAUGUCUGGGUCGGGAAGGAUCCGAACUUGUCAUGCAGAUUUUACAUGGCCCGUGACGUCUGUGAUGUAUUCCCUGGCAUCACAGAUUUUCCGAGUGCUUAUUGAUGCCUAUUCCGCAUGACAAAUGGCCUCCCCGCGUAGCAGCAACUGGACUCCUCUUGCUGGUCAUGCAAUACAGAUUUUUCUAGAGUCUAAAGGUAGCAUCACAAGUUCCAACCCUUCCAGACCCAGACAUUUUUACAGUUGAUAGGGAUUAACCACAAAGACUACCCAUCAGGAACGCUAUAUGGAUUGUAAAAAUGUCUGGGUCUGGAAGAUUGCCAGGUUUGUCAUGCAUAUUUUGAAUGACCCAUGAUGUCUGUGAUGCAUGCCCUAGCAUCACAGAUUUUUAGAGGGCUUUGUGAUGCCUCUACUGCAUGAGAAAUGCCCUCUUCACGUAGCACAGACUGGAGUCCUUCUGCUGGUCAUGCAACACAAAUUUUUUUAGAAUCCAGAGACAGCAUUACAAGUUUAGAAUCUUCCAGACCCAGACAUUUUUACAUUUGAUACGCUACCUUGUGGCGCAAAUCUGAGUGUAGUAUUCGAAGCAGUGUCUACUUUUCGUAGAACAAGCGUAAAGCAAAAGCCGGCGAGAGGCUGCAGCGUAGACAGGAAACACGAAAGAGCAACCGGUAACAAAAGAAAGAGAAAUUGAUAAAGAAAUAAAGCAGCUUCUCCUACUAGUGAACAG
Molecule: messenger RNA, 878 nt
Organism: Amoebophrya sp. A120
Lineage: Eukaryota; Dinophyceae; Syndiniales; Amoebophryaceae
Source: the annotation of a GenBank genome assembly